Molecule: messenger RNA, 5034 nt
Organism: Episyrphus balteatus (marmalade hoverfly)
Lineage: Eukaryota; Metazoa; Arthropoda; Insecta; Diptera; Syrphidae
Exons: 2
Coding region: 1-5034 (1677 amino acids)
Molecular function (GO): nucleic acid binding; zinc ion binding
Source: RefSeq, a predicted model, not a curated record
AUGACGGGCAAAAAACGGCAGGCAUCACCAAAAAAGAAUGCAGAUCUUGAGAAUUUAAUUCAUCAGCGAUUGCAAAUUAAAAACAAUAUAAUUCGAAUUAAAACGGGUCUAGAAGAAAAAACUUUAUCGUUUAAUCCAAUCGAAUUAGAAUGUCGAUUAGAUAUUUUAAAUUCAUAUAUUGACGAAUUAAUGAAUUGUCAGUCGGAAAUAGAAUCCAUUGAUCGAAAUGAUGAUUCCCGCGGUGAAUUGGAAGACAUUUGUGUUGGUGCAAAAGCACUACUAAUUUCACAUGUCAAUAAAAGACGAAAGUCGAGUGCAGUUGACUAUUCCUUUAGCAACCCACACCAUUCACGACUUCCAAAAAUGUCUUUGCCUAAAUUCAGCGGAAAAUACUCCGAGUAUAAAAAUUUCAUUAGCCUUUUCGAAAGUUUAGUAGACAACGAUCCAAUGCUUCCGGAUAUUGAAAAGUUCAAUCAUUUAAUUUCCUGUUUAUCAGGUGCAGCUUUAGGAACAGUUAAGGCUUUCCAAAUUACAGAACAAAACUAUCCGAAAGCAUUAGCGAGUUUAAAGAAAGUCUACGAUAAUAAUUGUUUAAUCUUUUUCGACAAUGUUUCAACACUUUUCGAAUUGAAAGAAAUUUCCAAACCAUCCGCGUCUUCAUUGCGAAGCAUGAUCGAUACAGUUUCUGCAAUUUAUGAUUCGCUUCUUUCAUUGGGAGAUGAAAAGAAUAUAACAAACGCGAUCAUUAUACACUUAGUUAUGUCAAAGGUGGAUGCAAUCACAAAGUCAAAAUGGGAAGAACAAUUAGAUUUCAACACUCUUCCUUUAUGGAAAGAUUGUGAAGAAGCUCUUAAUAAAAGAUAUCAGCAUCUUUCUGCUGAAGAAGCUUCAAGUUCAAAAUUCAAGUCUUCCGAUAAGCAAUCCAAACCUAAUCAAGAUUCAAGUCGUUUUAAAAAUCAAAGAUCUUCAUUUGCUUGUGUAAACUCGCAACAAAAUAAAUCGAAAUGCAUAUAUUGCAAAUCAAACGACCAUUACAUAACGACGUGUCAAAAUUUUACUUUAUUGCCUGUCCAGCAAAGAUUCGAAUAUGCUAAAGGUGUUCCAAUUUGCAUUAACUGCCUUCGAAAAGGACACACAGUUUCGAAAUGCAAAAUGAGUCGGUGCAGCGUUUGCAAUCGAUCUCAUCAUACAUUGCUGCAUCAGUAUGAAUCAACUUUUACUAGUUUACCGACACAAGCAUCAACAAGUUUUCAAGCUAUGCAUGCCUCUGUUUCGAGUGAUAAAGUUAUUCUUGCCACUGCAAUCGUGCAAAUAAAAGGCAGUUCUGGAGAAUAUAUGCCAGCUCGAGCAUUACUUGAUUCUGGCUCUCAAUUAAACUUCAUCACAGAAGAAUUAGCCCAAAGAUUAAAACUUCGAAAAGAAGAAAAACCUCUGAAUCUGCUUGGCAUUGGAAAGGCAAGUACUACAGUAAAUAAAAAAGUACAUGCAGAAGUAAAAUCAAGACUUAAUGAUCAUUCGUUUUCUGCUGAUUAUUGGGUAAUGAACUCAAUAUCCUCGUACCAGCCGGAUCAAGCAAUAAAUACUUUGGAUUGGAAUAUUCCUUCCAACAUUCAACUAGCUGAUCCGUAUUUCAAUAAGCCACAAAAAAUUGACCUACUUAUUGGAGCAGACACAUUUUUUGAAUUGUUGUCUGUUGGUCAAAUUAAACAAGGUCCCGAAUUUCCAACUAUUCAAAAGACACUUCUUGGUUGGAUAAUAUCUGGGAAAUACCCCAAGGGUACAAAUAAAAAUACCAAGCAUUGCAAUCUGGUAUGUCAGUCUGAAGAUUUAUCAGAUUUAGACGAAAAGAUACCAAAGCUUUGGUUAUUGGAAGAAAUUCCUGGAGAAACGAAAAAAUAUUUCACUCCAGAACAACAAUUAUGUGAAAAGCACUUUGUUGAAAAUACAAAACUUUUGCCGACAGGUCGUUUUGAGGUAAAACUUCCAUUCAAAUUAUCCUCAAACUCGCUUGGAGCAUCAUUCGAAACUGCCAAACGCAGAUUUCUCGCACUUGAGCGAAAGCUAUCCAAAGAUAGCAUUUUGAGAGGCAUGUAUAUGGAUUUCAUGAAAGAAUACAUUGCGUUGGGUCAUAUGUCACCAACAAAUAAUGAAAUCCCAAAGGGCCCGCACUAUUUCAUUCCACAUCAGUGUGUUUUGCGACCGCAGAGCACAAGUACAAAGUUGAGAGUUGUUUUCGACGCCUCAAGUCGAACAUCUACUCAACUAUCACUGAAUGACACCUUGAUGGUUGGGCCAACUAUUCAAGAGGAGCUAUUUUCGACGUUGCUCCGUUUUCGUACACAUAAAUAUGCCAUUACGGCUGAUAUUACGAAAAUGUACCGGCAAGUUCUUGUUGCUGAAGAGCACACGAAAUACCAGCUCAUAGUGUGGAGGCAGCAUCCGUCACAACCACUGCAAAUCUUUCGAUUAAACACUGUAACGUAUGGUACGUCUCCGGCGCCAUUUUUGGCGAUACGGUGUUUAAAGAUGUUGGGCGAUGCUAACGAGUCUUCUUUCCCUACGGGGUCAGAUGUUAUUCGAAGAGAUUUUUACGUUGAUGAUCUCUUAACUGGUGCCGAUAAUCUCGAAACACUUAAAAUAAUGAAAUUCGAGAUUCAAGAAAUCCUUACAAAAGGAGGGUUUCAAUUAGCCAAAUGGUUCUCAAAUCAUCCAGAGUAUCUAAAUACUGAGAGUUCUGAAAAAUCAAUAAAUUUUAAUGUUUCAGACUACACAAAAACUCUGGGAAUUUGUUGGCACCCUAAAGAAGAUACAUUUAGCUUCAAUUUAGACAAUAAUUUCCAUGAUCUACGAGCUACUAAGAGAAACAUACUAUCAGUUUCCGCUCGUCUUUUCGAUCCUCUUGGUUUGUUAUGCCCCAUAUUAACCAAAGCAAAAAUCUUAUUACAAGAGCUUUGGAUAGCAAAAAUUGAUUGGGAUGAGUCGAUUCCAUUGCGCCUUGAUACCAGUUGGCAAAAUUUUAAAGCUAAUUUAUCUCAACUUGGCGAGAUAAAACUACCAAGAUUUGUCGAAACUCAUUCGAACGCAAAAAUUCAAGUUCAUGGGUUUGCCGAUGCUUCGACGAGAGCUUACGGUUGUUGUAUUUACAUCCGAAGCCAAAGCACGGCCGGUAUCAAGUCGACGCUAUUAACUGCAAAGUCUAGGGUGGCCCCUUUGAAAACAAAAUCGAUCCCUCGAUUAGAACUUUGCGCAGCGCAUACUCUUGGUAAGUUAUGGACAAGAGUAGAGGCAAUGUUGAGUCUUGACGUUGAACAAGUUAUUUUUUGGACCGAUUCCGAAAUAACUUUGCAUUGGAUAAAAACACAUCCAUCUACGCUUACAACUUUUGUAGCAAAUCGAGUGUCCGACAUCCAAGAGUGGACACAAAAAGUAUCAUGGAGACAUGUACCAACAAAACAAAAUCCAGCAGACAUUUUGUCAAGAGGCUGUAAUGUUGAAGAAAUCAAUGCGUCAAUAUGGUUCAAAGGUCCACAGUUCUUAUUGAACGAACAAUCAUCGUGGCCGGUCAAUUCGCAUUUUGAGUUGUCUUCAGAAGAUGAAGCCUUAGAAAAACGUAAAACAAAUAUGGUUCUAAUAGCAGUAGAAAAACCUCGAACUAAACUUCUAGAUUUUAUAGAAGAAGAAUCCUCAUAUACCGACCUUAUAACUACAUUUGCUUAUAUAAUGCGAUUCUUUAAAAUAUCAAAAAAUAAAACAGAGAAAAUAUUUGAAGAAUUGCCAACGGCAAAAGAAAGAAACUUGGCGUUUCUAAGAAUAGUCGAAAUCGUCCAAAGUUAUGAAUUUCCAGAAGAAAUUGAAAAACUUCGUAGGAAAAUAACUCUUCAAAAUAGUAUUCAAAAACUAAAUCCGUUUAUUCAUGACUUUCAAGAAAACGAAUUUUCAUUUUCGCUGAUUCGUGUAGGUGGUCGUCUUUUGAACGCCCCAAUUGAAUAUGAUGCAAAAUUCCCACUUUUGUUAACCAAAAAUUCACCAUUUGUAAAAACGUACUUAACGUAUUUGCACCGAAAAAAUUGCCAUGCUGGACCUCAAGCUAUGGUGGCAUUGCUUCGAGAAAAGAUUUGGCUAAUAAAUGCCAAAGAAGCUUGCCAAAAGGUUGUGCGACAAUGUAUCAAUUGUUUUAAGUACAAACCGAAAUUACUUACCCAAAUCAUGGGUAAUCUACCUGCGGAUCGAUUGCGAGCGCAACGACCGUUUUUAGUAUGUGGAGUAGAUUUCUGUGGCCCGGUAAAUACCACUCUUAAAAUUCGUGGCCGGCCGCCGAAUAAAACUUAUAUUUGCGUUUUUGUUUAUCUGUCGCCGAGGGAUUCCGAAGACGAUGUAUUGCGACAACGGGACGAACUUCGUCGGAGCUCAGACGAUCCUGAGGGAAAUUCGAGAGCAGAUGGAAGAAGGCGCAGAAGCUGUUCAACGGUACGCAGCAGAGGAAGGCUUCAGCUUCGCCUUGAUACCGCCCAGGGCACCGCAUUUCGGAGGUCUAUGGGAGGCGGCGGUCAAAGCGGCGAAAACGCUGUUACAGCGUACCGUGGCCAACGCACUCCUCACAACCGAAGAGCUGCUCACCGUGGUGAUCGAGGUAGAGGCAAUCCUCAAUUCAAGGCCAAUCGGGCCGCUAAGCGCCGACCCCAACGACGGAGAAGCCCUCACACCAGCGCAUCUGCUAAUAGGCAGCAGCUUACGAUCGCUGCCCCCAGAACCAGUGCCGGAACGGCAAACGGGCUGCUUGAAAAGAUGGCAGCUUCUAUGCUGGCUCAAGCAGCAGUUCUGGCAGAAGUGGUCCAGGGAGUAUCUGCUUGGCCUACAAGUGCGAUCCAAGUGGGUACUGGAGCAGCCCAAUCUCGUCGUGGGCAAACUCGUCCUUAUCCACGAGGACAACUCACCACCUCAGCGGUGGAAAACAGGACGAGUUAUAGGGGUCGUCGAAGGGCAGGACGGCAAGGUCAGGGUCGCCGACGUCAAAACGUCCAACGGCGUGCUUAG